AUGGCUCUGAACCUGAGGAAUUCCACUCGGGCUUUUGGCUCCCUGAAGCCUCUGACCCGAGCUGCUCUUGUCGGCGCUCGCGGCUAUGCCACUGCCGAGCCCGACCUCAAGACUACCCUCAAGGAGGUCAUUCCAGCUAAGCGUGAGCUUCUCAAGAAGGUCAAGGCUCACGGGAGGAAGACCAUUGGCGAGGUCAAGGUCGAAAACACGCUCGGCGGUAUGCGUGGCCUGAAAGCCAUGGUUUGGGAGGGUUCCGUCCUCGAUGCCAACGAGGGUAUCCGCUUCCACGGCAAGACGAUCAAAGACUGCCAGAAGAUCCUUCCCAAGGGUAAGACUGGCACUGAGAUGCUUCCCGAAGCCAUGUUCUGGCUCCUCCUCACCGGCCAGGUUCCCUCCACCAACCAAAUUCGCGUCUUCUCUCGCGAGCUGGCCGAGAAGGCUCAGAUCCCCGACUUCGUCUCCAAGAUGCUCGACAACUUCCCCAAGGACCUUCACCCGAUGACCCAGUUCGCCAUUGCCGUGUCUGCACUUAACUACGAAUCCAAGUUCGCCAAGGCAUACGAGGCUGGCCUGAACAAGGCUGACUACUGGGAGCCUACCUUUGACGACUGUAUUUCGCUCCUGGCCAAGUUGCCCACUAUUGCCGCCAAGAUUUACCAGAAUGCCUAUCGCGGAGGUGGUGCUCUUCCUGCCGAGGUCGAUCUUGAGCAGGAUUGGUCUUACAACUUUGCCGCCAUGCUCGGCAAGGGAGGCAAGGAGAACGAGAACUUCCAGGAUCUCCUCCGUCUCUACCUUGCCCUGCACGGUGACCACGAGGGUGGCAACGUCUCUGCCCACGCCACUCACCUUGUUGGUAGCGCUCUUAGCGACCCAUUCCUUUCUUACAGUGCUGGUCUCCAGGGUCUGGCCGGACCUCUCCACGGUUUGGCCGCCCAGGAGGUUCUCCGAUGGAUUCUCCAGAUGAAGGAAGCCAUCCCCGCCGGUUAUACCGAGCAGGAUGUCCACGACUACCUGUGGUCCACCCUCAACUCGGGCCGUGUCGUCCCCGGUUAUGGCCACGCCGUCCUCCGCAAGCCUGAUCCCCGAUUCGAGGCUUUGAUGGACUAUGCCGCCGCUCGGCCCGAGAUUGCCAAGGACCCCGUCUUCCAGCUGGUUGAGAAGAACAGCCGCAUCGCCCCCGAGGUCCUCAAGAAGCACGGCAAGACCAAGAACCCCUACCCCAACGUUGACAGCAGCUCCGGUGUCCUGUUCCACCACUACGGCUUCCAUGAAACUCUGUACUACACCGCCACCUUCGGUGUGUCUCGCGGUCUUGGACCUCUGGCCCAGUUGAUCUGGGACCGUGCUCUUGGUCUGCCCAUCGAGCGCCCCAAGAGCAUUAACCUUGAGGGCAUCUUGAAGCAGGUUGAGGGUCAGUAA
This is a messenger RNA of Metarhizium acridum CQMa 102, 1419 nucleotides long. Its product is annotated as citrate synthase. Gene Ontology annotation, molecular function: 2-methylcitrate synthase activity. Gene Ontology annotation, biological process: carbohydrate metabolic process; tricarboxylic acid cycle. Lineage: Eukaryota; Fungi; Ascomycota; Sordariomycetes; Hypocreales; Clavicipitaceae. Gene Ontology annotation, cellular component: mitochondrial matrix. The record is from RefSeq and is a predicted model, not a curated record.